Molecule: messenger RNA, 382 nt
Organism: Penaeus chinensis
Lineage: Eukaryota; Metazoa; Arthropoda; Malacostraca; Decapoda; Penaeidae
Gene: mRpS21
Product: 28S ribosomal protein S21, mitochondrial-like
Exons: 3
Coding region: 67-342 (91 amino acids)
Biological process (GO): translation
Cellular component (GO): ribosome
Molecular function (GO): structural constituent of ribosome
Source: RefSeq, a predicted model, not a curated record
UUUACCUUGGGUCCCUCCUGCCUCACGGUCGUCGGCUGCAGCGUCGCCUUUAUUUAUCAUUUCGAGAUGGGGAUUGGACACAAGCAUGUCCAGUUUGUUGGGAGAACGGUCUUGGUGCGAAAUAAUAACAUUGAGGAAGGAAUGAGAGUUGUUAAUCGGAUAAUGGGACGAGAGGGUCUUUUUGAACAGUACAGAUUAACCAGAUAUUAUGAGAAGCCAUUCCAGACCCGUCGUCGCAUCAACUUUGAGAAGGCAAAAGCGAUAUACAAUGAAGACAUGAACAGGAAGAUCCAAUUUGUGAUGAGGAAAAACCGCCUGAACCCAUGGAUUGGAUGUGCAUGAGUUUACCUUUAUAAUUUUGUAAAUAUAUUAUAUCAGUGAA